AUGCCGGCCAAGCAGAAGAAAGGCAACAAGAAGAAUAGCCACAUAGCAGCGGAAAAGAGAAGGUCGCAGGCUUCUUCAGAUGCGACCUCUGCAGCUUCUCCACCUGCCAAAGUUACCAAUUAUCGAGAAAUCCAUGUGAACGAGGCAGAGGCCUUGCGUUCGAUCUAUGGUGACGAUUUUGAGUAUGUGGAGACUCGACAGUCUGUUUGGAAGACGACCCCGAACUUGACGUUGGAGUCGGCUGACGAUUUACGAGGUGACGCGAAAUCGCGCAUUCGGAACAUUGUCACUGCAAAGCCCAGCGAACUCGUCGGAAAUGAGAUGAUCUAUGAAUUGGCCGUCUCGAUUCAGGAUAUUUUGGAAGAUGCUGCCGUGUUGCGCGCACAAUCUGAAGCGGGUCAAAGCUUGGAAGAGGAACGAAUGGCCCAGGAAGCCGCAGCCCUCCAAGAGGCCGAAAGAUUGAGACAAGAGGAGCUAAAAAGGCAGCAAGAAGCCACCAAGGAAGAAGAAAAGGAAUACGAAGCGGCGUUCAAGAACCAGAUUAAGCUCAGGCAGCGUGAGAAAGAACAAAAUCACCGUAGAAAAAGCAGAACCAUGUUGGAAGAUGCUGAGCAUUUGGAUUCAAACGAGGAUACUCCUGGAGCUGUUACUUUUGACCGCCCUAUGGUCGUUAUUGAUAAUGAAGGACGGCAGUUGACUUUCAAAUCCGUCCACGGCAGAACGUUAAUUAACCACGCUCACUAUCAGGAAACGUUUACCGUCAAACCGGUCGUUCCCGCCGCCGCGCCCCGUGUUCCUUUUCUUGUUCUCAAGGAAAUCUUCAUCCGUGAGAAGGAGACGAAGCUAUCAGAUGUAAGACAGCGGAUAAGGUCAAGCGAAGACAAACUGGAGGUACUUCGGUCUCUCCGACAUCCAAAUUUGGUUGAGUUCGUGGGAUACAAGAUCUAUAGCCCACUUGAUCCCUAUGUUUCUCAUGACAAUACUUGGCAUGUUUCGGCACUUUUUGAAUACGCAAACAAGGGGUCUCUCUCUGAACUUCUGGAUAUGGUUGGAACUUUGGCAGCAGAAAACGUGAAAGCCUGGAUGAUUCAACUUGUCGAAGGACUUGAGUUUUACCACCGACACCGGCUUGUUCAUGGAAACAUCCAUUGUGCCCGUGUCCUUCUCUUUCGAAGCUCGACCGGUGGUACUGUGGUAAAACUGCUGGGAAGCAUCGAAGAAGCCUUGCCGUUACCAUCUAACGCAAAGAGGGCCUUUGCCGCUUCCAAAUCUACCUUUUGGGUACCUCCAGAAUUGAUGCAGGAAGAUGCGAAGCCAACCAUUAAGACCGAUGUAUGGGAUUUGGGUAUUGUUUUUCUUCAGAUGGGUUUUGGAAAAGAUGUCUUACAACGGUAUACUUCGGCCAAUUCGCUCAUCUCGUCAUUGGACCUCUCUCAACCGCUUCAGGACAUGGUACGUGAACUUUUUCAAUCGGACCCUAAGAAGAGGCCGACCGCUUUUCAAAUUCACCCCUUUGAGUUUUUCCGAGUCGAUUCGCCUUUGAUAAUGCCGACAGCCACAUCAAGCUCAGCACCUUUACCAAGGCGACCAAGAAGCGAUUCACAAGGAGUGCUGCCAACAUUUUCGCGCUACGAACAUGACUUUGACGAAGUCGGCCGUCUGGGUAGAGGAGGGUUUGGCCAGGUCGUCAAGGCGAGAAACAAGCUCGACGGCCGCUUCUAUGCCGUGAAAAAGAUAUCCCAUAAAUCUUCUGCUGCAUUGAAAGAUACCCUGUCGGAGAUAGUGCUGCUCUCUCGCUUGAACCAUCCCUAUGUCGUGAGGUAUUAUACUGCUUGGUUGGAAGAAGACUAUUUCGGAACCGAGGAAGAUGCAGUUGAAUCUACUGAUCAUGAACUUUCCCAUCCUGAGAUCGAGUUUGGCUAUAGCACUAGCGGGCUCGACUUUAUGAGUUCGAAAGGGUACCCGAAGAUUGAGUUUGGAUACGAUAGCGAUGAGCAGCCACCAGGAGACGAUCAGGCGGAGGACCAUACGGUGUCGAAUGGCAUUGCUGGCGAAGACGACGAUGGCUAUGAUGAUGGAGAACCGACACAAUCCCUGACAGACGAGGAAGGUGACGAGCUUGAGCUGGUCGAUUCGGGAAAUUCACACCAAGUCACUUCCACUUUAUAUAUCCAGAUGGAAUAUUGUGAAAAGCAUGCUCUUCCGACAAAUACUGGAUGGCUUGAAUCAUAUCCAUACGCAUGGUAUAAUCCACAGAGAUCUGAAACCCGGAUAACAUUUUCUUGGAUGUCACCAAUAAUCCUCGCAUUGGAGAUUUUGGCCUGGCAACCCGCGAUGUUUUCCCUUGGGAUUAUAUUCUUCGAAAUGUGCCAUCCCCUCAAUACUGCAAUGGAACGGGAUCAUACUCUUCAAGAAAUCAGGCAGAAAGACCAUGUAUUGCCCGAAACGUUCGAAAUACCAGAGAAGGUCGUCCAAGGACAGAUCAUUGAAUCACUCAUCAGCCACCGCCCAGGCGAGCGGCCAGCUGCAAUGGAGAUUCUACAAAGCGGGAAGAUUCCGUUGCAAGUCGAGGAAGAAAUGUUCAAGAAGGCUGUUAUGGGUUUACUAUCAGAUCCGAAUUCUGCAGACUACAAAAAGAUUCUCUCUGCAAUAUUUUCACAGCCAUCUAACAAGUUUGAGGACUUGACUUGGGAAAUCGAUUCACGUGAAUCGCCUCCUGUUAACGAAAUGGUACUUCAAGGCGCAGUGAAGAGCCAACUCACCAGUAUAUUCCAGAAUCAUGGAGCGGUUGAGACAACCAGACAAGCGUUGUUCCCGCGCUCAAAUUAUUAUGGUCCUGGAGUUGUCAGGCUGUUGGAUCCAGACGGCAAUCAAGUACAGCUACCCUUUGAUUUGACUCUACCUAAUGCUCGUUCGGUUGCCCGUCAACAUCCGUCAAUCGAAAAGAUGUUUUCUUUUGGCACGGUAUUUAGAGAGGCUGUUCAUGGAGGACAACCGCGUGCGCACAAUGAGGUUGAUUUUGAUAUCGUUUCACACAAUACGCUUGACCUUGCUUUGAAAGAAGCGGAAGCUAUCAAAGUCCUGGACGAAGUCCUUGAUGGCUUCCCUUCUUUGAGAUCCGCACAAAUGUGCUAUCAUCUCAAUCACUCCGAUCUCCUAGAUACCAUCAUCGCUUUUUGCCGCAUCAGUGUGAAGCAAAGGCCGUUGGUGAAAGAGGUAAUCAGCAAACUCAAUGUUGGGCAUUGGACCAUGCAGAAGAUUCGAAGUGAAUUGCGCGCGCCUGGCAUUAGCGUUGCGUCAACUUCUAUUGAUGACCUAGCUCGAUUUGAUUUUAGAGAUGCAGUUAUUGCCUACCUGAAAAGAUUUCGGGUUAGACGCAAGAUUUAUAUCAGUCCACUGAGCAGUGUCAACAACAAAUUUUAUGGAGGCAGUAUCCUAUUCCAGUGUAUUUUUGACACUCGCAGAAAGGACGUCUUCGCGGCGGGUGGUAGAUAUGACAGCUUGAUCCAAGAAUUUCGACCGAAGAUGCUUUCAGCACGAUCUCAAUGCCAUGCAGUAGGAUUUUAUCUCAGUUUUGACAAGCUCACUGCGUCGAUGGCGAACUUUGUCAAAGGAAGAACCAAAGGCUCCUCGAAACACGGGUCAGAACUCAGUGGUAUUUGGCGGAAACGCAAGGUAAUUUCCUAG
Uncinocarpus reesii 1704 is the source of this 3687-nucleotide messenger RNA. RefSeq lists its product as uncharacterized. Gene Ontology annotation, molecular function: eukaryotic translation initiation factor 2alpha kinase activity; ATP binding. NCBI's taxonomy places the organism in Eukaryota, Fungi, Ascomycota, Eurotiomycetes, Onygenales, Onygenaceae. Gene Ontology annotation, biological process: protein phosphorylation. The coding region runs from base 1 to 3687 and encodes 1228 amino acids. Gene Ontology annotation, cellular component: cytosol. The transcript has 5 exons. The record is from RefSeq and is a predicted model, not a curated record.